Plectropomus leopardus (leopard coralgrouper) is the source of this 3326-nucleotide messenger RNA. Lineage: Eukaryota; Metazoa; Chordata; Actinopteri; Perciformes; Serranidae. The record is from RefSeq and is a predicted model, not a curated record.
UCAGCCAGGCUGAUAAUCUGUCGAUCGCGAGUUUUCAUUAUAAAUUGAGUUUUAUUAUUGUAAACUGGCUGUAAAUGGAGUAUCACUGGCUUAAUCUUUAAAAUGUUCAGAAAUGUCUGCCGACAUAAAACUGAACGGAAGCAGCAAACAUUAAAGUGUGAGAAACUGCAAACAUUCACUAUGUGGUCUGUGUCUUUUAUCGAUAAUAAUAAUAAUUAUAAAAUUACCAAAAUAGUUGGUGAUUAACUUUUUUAAGCGCUACUGUAUGCAUAUCAUGUAUUGUUAUGAAAUUUAAGAUGUCUGUUUGAGUCGACAUAUUAAAGUGAACACAGUGAUUACAGAGGACAUCAUAGCUUAACAUUAUCAUGCAUAAAUUGUUCUGUUAUACAAUUUCUGACUCAGUAUAAGAGUGAAACAUGAGAGAAUUGGGAAAAUUUAGGGAGAGGGUAUGAGAGUCCAGACUGAAGGAUGGUAGGCAAUAAUCAGCUGUACUCACCAAUAUCACGGUGCUAUCGUCGUGGUGAGCAGGAUUAAGGGCCCCUCCUGGGUGAUUUUUGGAUCAUUUCUGCAGAGCAUCAGGAUUACAUUUUCAGCAUGAAAUGGGAUAAAUAAGCUGGUGAACAUGGCAGUGACGGAAAUUCCUGGAGGACGGGAUGCUGACAUGUUUGUCCUUCUGUUUUGUUUCUCUCCAGACCUCCCAAGUUUCUCAGAACCUCACAUUCCUCUAGUGGCUCGUGAGAUCAUGCAGCGAAUGAUCCGCCAGUUCGCUGCCGAAUAUACCUCAAAAACUACUCAGGACGACUCGCCCCUGCCCAACGGCACCAUGAAGGACCAAAGCCUGCCGAGAGCGGCGUCUCUGGCCCCCGCCCCAUGCUCCCCGCCUGGGCCCCUGCCCGCGCCGAGCUCCCCUCAAUCGUCUGCCUCCUCCUCUCCAUCCCCGACCCCGGGGCCUGGCCUCAGCCCCACCUCCGCCGCUGCUGCCGCCUCAGCACCCGCCUGCACCCAGAGCAGCAACGGUACGGGAGCCAGUAACGGUGGAGGAGGAGGUACGGCUGCUGCCUCUGCACAGAAUCCCGUCCUCAGCAAGCUUCUCAUGGCCGACCAGGACGGCCCGCUGGACCUCUCCGUCAAAAAGAACGAGGUCGAUCCGGAGCCGAGCCAGCAGGACGGCGUCCUGGACCUCUCCACCAAGAAGAACCACAGCGCAGGUGACCUCAAAACCUUCCCUGGCUUCUCCCCUGAGCCCGUGGUCAAAGGGCGUUCUAUCAAAGUGGAACGCACCCUGCCAGAUGUGGAAGAGGACGGCCUGCUGCAGAGAAGCUUGCAGGACGGACUGAGGGAGAACUAUGUCAACUCCAACUCCUUCAAGCCCCCGAUGGCCCGCUCGCUGCGCAUCAAGGAAGAGCUCCUCAGCCAGAAGCACCGCCUCCUGAGCCAGCCUGCUGCUCUUUCAUUGGCUAAUCUAGAGUCAGCCGGCUUGCUCAAUAAUGCGCAGUCCUUCUCCUUACUCGGCCAGAAGGGCUCUUCCUCUUUCUGGGGGAGCAAGGCGCACCUCGAAAGCCUGAUGAAGCUAAAGCAGGCCAGCGGAGCUCUGAGCGGGGCCCUCUGUGACCUCAAAGACCUGCCUACAUUCCUGGAGAAUCAUCACCACAACCACCACGGAGCCUUCUCCUACAAAAGUUCCCUCCACCAUCACCACCACAAUCAGGUCUCCAAGGCCCAACACCACCACAAUGAAGGCAAGAGGGACCAGGGCCAUUCACCUCCUGUCGACCUCAAGAUCCCACAAGUUCGGGGUAUGGAUCUCUCCUGGGACUCCCAUGCCUCCGAGCUGUACGGCUACGGUGCCAUGGGGGUUGGGGGUGUUGGCCAUGGGGAGAACACCCUGAGCCGGAAGCUGAGAGCCAUCCUGCCCAAGCAGAACCGCCGGGGAGGAAGCCUUGGAAGCCUGCUAGAUGGGGCGGCUGACUACUGGAGCGCCGACUUGGACCACUCCAGUUCUGUGCCGGCGUACUCCACCUCCGAUGUGGAAGGGGACCCGAACUCAAAGCAGCCGAGGAAGAAGAGGGGCCGUUAUCGCCAGUACAACAGCGAGAUUCUGGAAGAGGCCAUAGCAGUCGUGAUGAGCGGGAAGAUGAGCGUUUCCAAGGCCCAGAACAUGUACGGGAUCCCACACAGCACCCUGGAGUACAAGGUCAAGGAGCGCAUGGGAACCCUGAAGAACCCCCCAAAGAAGAAGCUCAAGCUGAUGAUGAAGAUGGAAGCAGGAGGUCAGGAUUUUCCUCUUGCCGAGUCGGAGAACACGCCCACCGCAACCCCACGAGACGACGGCCCGCCGCUGGCAGCUGCUGAGCUCAAGGACAUUGUAAAAGAAGAGAUUGAUGACAAUUUCAAACCAAUCGACUAAACGACUUACACAUGUAAACCUCAGUCAAAUGACUAAAAGUAAUUUGAAAACGGACGGGGCUUUAUUUGUGCCAAUUUACUUUGCAGUAUCUGGGUGAGCACAAACGCAGGGAUAAUAUGAGGAGGAUUCUUAAAACAAACUGGAGAUAAACAACUAAUCGGAUGGUUUCUAACAAGCGUUGUUUUGGCGACGCAGUGUAAGCAUUUGUUCAGCUUUUAUAUCCAGGGGCUUAACAAAUGCAGCUAAAGACAUUAGUUAAAUGACAAUUGAUGAAAUUUCCAUAAGCAUGCUGAUAAUCCCCAGCCCAAAAAACCCAACCUCCCUCUUUUCUGAACUUGAUACACUGAACCAAUGCUGCUUAUAAAAGCAGUUUGGGCUUUGGACCAUUCCAAUUUGGGAGGGGGGAUGAGGGGAUGGUUGAAAAUUAACAAAAAAACUGACAAAUUAGUCCCUUUACUGCUCCCCUCUCUCAUGGAGUACUAGCCGAAAAAUUGGUAAGUGAACUUUCUAUUAUAUUUGAAGCCAACUGUAAGGUUUAAUCAUACCAUUGAUAUCCCUCACCAGGGUUCUAAAUCAAAACCCAUCCUCUUAUUGCCAGGUAGCCAUGACGCUUUAACUGCAAACCUUUUCUUUCCUCCUUAAGAUAUUCUGCUAAUCUCUGUGCGGACAAAAGCAACAUUAACCCGUCCUUUUUGAAUGAGAAAAGACACACAAAAGUCAUUCAGGGAUGCAUGUUUGUGAGUUUCGUGGACACUACUGACUUCUAUAAUCGACUUCUUUUCCUCUAUCUUUAUCUUUUUCAUUUGAUUUGUUUUGCUUUCUUUUGCACUACACUUUGGGUCUGGCGCUUACAGACCAGGUUACCUCGGCAUUGUUGCCCUUGCAUCAUGCACUUAUUAUGGUCUGUCUCUGAAGCCCA